GUAUUUUAUAUUUACUACGACACUCAGUAUACUUUCAACUAUUGUAGCUUGCACAAUAUCCCUAUUAUAUAUACGCGAGUAUGGACGUUAAUGUUGCGGCAUUCCUUGUCGGGCAAGAGAGAAAGCCUCUCGUUAUAGGGGAAGCAGAAGACAGAUUCGCAGACGAAAGUGAGAUCGUCAUCAAGACUGCCGCUGUUGCAAUGAAUAAAAUCGACACAAGUAUGCAGGACGAACCAUGGACCGUCUUCAACUACCCGUUAAUAUUAGGUUCCGACGUGGCUGGUGAAGUUGUGGAAGUCGGAUCCCUGGCCAAUCAAUUCAGUGUUGGGGAUCGUGUCUUAGGCCACGCACUUCGUCUAGCAACGGAAGAUGACCGCCACGGUGCGUUUCAGACCCAUACUGUCUUGAUGUCUAAUAUGGCGUGUGUUAUCCCACCAUCUCUGUCUUAUGAGAACGCCGUUGUUCUACCCUUGGGUAUUUCAACCGCGGCGGCCGCGUUAUUCCAAGAUGACACUCUGGCGCUUCAGCCACCCAAGGUGAACCCCGAAGAGAAAGACAUCUGGGUCAUAGUCUUGGGCGCGACGGGGUCCGUGGGCAGCAAUGGUGUUCGACUAGCAGCAGCAGCCGGCUACAAAGUGGUCGGAACGGCGUCGCCGAAAAGUUUCAGCCUUGCAAAGCAACUAGGUGCAACAGAAGUAGUUGACUAUAAUCAUCCUGACCUUGCUAAUGAAUUGGCUCGAGUGCUGUCUGGAAAGAAGACCGGGGGAGCAUUCGAUGGGAACGGCAGCCAAGAGACGAUCAAGACGGCUAUUGCAGCUGUCUCUCAGUGCGACGGAAAUAAGAUUGUUGCAACAGUAGGGGAUUGGAUUGAUCCAGACUGGAUUCCGAGGGGCGUCAAGGCACUUCCGAUCAUGGCGGUGGCGAUUCGAGAAAAUAAGGUCGGCCAAAUGGUCUACGAGGACUUUCUACCCCAUGCAUUGGCGGCAGAGAAGUACAUGAAGUACCCCGAGCCGCUUGUGUUUGGUGAAGGGCUCAGCUCGAUCCAGGACGCCCUUCAAAAGUCUAAGAGGUCGGGAGGCAAGAAAGUGGUAGUGACAAUUAAGUGAACCGCGCACGCGUAUCUAUUGCGAAUCUACGAUUGCCAAGGUUUAUAGCUUCAUCUAGA
This is a messenger RNA of Daldinia decipiens, 1165 nucleotides long. Its product is annotated as oxidoreductase. Bases 81 to 1106 code for a protein of 341 amino acids. Gene Ontology annotation, molecular function: oxidoreductase activity, acting on NAD(P)H. NCBI's taxonomy places the organism in Eukaryota, Fungi, Ascomycota, Sordariomycetes, Xylariales, Hypoxylaceae. The record is from RefSeq and is a predicted model, not a curated record. The transcript has a single exon.